AUGAUUGAUUAUGGCUAUAGAGUUCCAAGUGCUAUGGAAUUAUGUCUUCAGAGAUUCCAUAAGCGGGCUAUGCUUAUUGAGCAGACUAUUUCGAAAGAAUUGCAAUGGUUGUGGAACGGUUGGCUUUAUGACGUACGUCAGUGCAUUCAUGAUAAUCUCGUGCAAAGACUUGCCCUACCGCUAUCUGGCAAGUAUGGCAAGUAUGGCAAGUAUGGCAAGUAUGGCAAGUAUGGCAAGUAUGGCAAAAUUCUCUUCGUUCUCACCAGCCGAGCCAAGAUGGAUAACGGCGCACCCACUGGGUGGUACUUGCCUGAGUUUGCCCGGCCUUAUUACCACUUGAUUGGUCCGGAUGAGGCGAAGCCCAGAGCUGAAAUCGUCGUUGCUUCCCCCGCUGGUGGGCUUGCUCCAAUAGACGAGGUGUCGGUGAAGAAUUUCAAGGACCCUAAGUCGGUCAAGUUCCACCAAAACAAGAAGAAUCUCUGGGAGCAAACAGCGCCCCUUAGGGAGUUUCACAAAAAGGCAUCCGAGUUCAAUGCCAUCUUCUAUCCUGGUGGUCACGGGCCUAUGUUCGACCUCGUUAACGACAAGGACUCCAUUAAGCUGAUCGAGGAAUUCUAUAAUGCCGGCAAGAUUAUUACGGCUGUCUGUCAUGGCCCUAUCGCUCUCGUUAAUACCAUCGUAGACGGGAAACCGCUCCUCAGUAGCCGCAGGGCCACUGGCUUCAGCAACGCGGAAGAAGAUGCUAUCAAGCUGUCCGAGGCCAUGCCUGCUCUGUUAGAGGACGAAAUCAAGCGGGUGGGCGGCAGCUAUGUCAAAGCAGAUGCGCUUUGGAAGGAGCAUGUUGUCGUUGAUGGGCGGGUCAUUACUGGCCAGAACCCAAACUCUGCCCUAGGCGUUGGCGUUGCGAUUGCUCAGGCACUUGGUCUUGAAUCUGCAUAAUGGUUAGAUUUACGCAUUAGGAAAUUGGGAGCAGUUUUAAGGCAGGCAUAGGCGGCAUGAAAUAUCUGUUAAUGGCGGAGUAUGGAGUAUUUAGUGGGACUAGGGUGGAUUUUUGUAAAAGCUACUAGUAAUGAUGAUGGAAAAAGAAUUAUGUUACUGUUCCC
Molecule: messenger RNA, 1103 nt
Organism: Trichoderma harzianum CBS 226.95
Lineage: Eukaryota; Fungi; Ascomycota; Sordariomycetes; Hypocreales; Hypocreaceae
Exons: 4
Coding region: 1-939 (312 amino acids)
Molecular function (GO): glyoxalase III activity
Source: RefSeq, a predicted model, not a curated record